AUGGGGGCGGGCAGCGCUUCGCAGCAAUACCUGUCCGGAACGUCCGUGGAGGAACUUUCGGCAGAAGCAUGGAACGAGCCCGGAGUGCGAAACAAAGUGGUGAAAGCGUUCGAGGUUCUGGAACUGCAGGAUGCAGCAUUGCGCCUUGAAGGGGCCGAACUGUCCAACUACUUCGGUGGCAAGUACUUGGAUGGCGAGCUUUAUGAUGGAGGGGGUUACUCCGAGGCAGUCGUGGAAGAGCUUUUCACAUACAAGUACGACACCGUGGAUGGCGCAAUGUUCGUGUGGCAAUUUGCCUUCGACUUGCGUUCAUUUGGAGAACCCGAUGAACCAUUCACGGUGCUAUACCAUUACACAAACAAGCUGUGUUUUCAGAAUGUGGGCAAUGUGGAUCAAUCUGCUGCGGAGUUGUUUGCUUCUUUGGUGGAUUCGCGUGCGCACUUCGGAAAGGGUGUUUACACCACCCAGCACGAGCCAGCCGUGUGGAACUCAAUGACCCGGGUGCUGUUGAAUAAUUACAGCAACGAGAAUCCACUGCGCCAUGACUUGACGGACGCGGAGUCGCGCAGGGUUGUCGACGAAUGGGGUGCCGCCAAUCCGUCGGGACAUCGCGGAGAGUUCUGCAUUCCAUUGAUCGUUCCAGAAUCCAUGGCAUUCAACAUCUUCCACCGACAGACGCCCGACAUGACAGAAAGGCAGAUCUGGGAUCCCCGUGAGCAGCAAGACCGUGCCAUUGCUCUUGGCCAGGACUACAAGGGACGUGCCGUACAUCCGAACCGGGACGUGUGGGUCGUCAGAAUUGCGGAUGCAUCCGGUGAGUUGCAGCAUGCCGCCGCUGAUGCAGACGGGUUGCUGGAUUUGCUGCAGCGGCGCUUGUCCAACUUGCGGGAUAGCGUGGGGAACGACGAUGUCCGAACGCUCAAGUGCAUGUUCGACUUGGCGGUGAGGUUGCAAGGUCGAGCCAGACUCAAAGAUGCAGAGUCUUUGUAUCGUGAAUGUUUGCAGGGUCGUCGGAAGACAUUGGGUGACGAGCACCCACAGACCUUGGAAAGCAUCAACAACUUGGCGGUGCUUCUGCAAAAGGAGGGUUUGCUUGAGGAGGCAGAGCCCUUGUACCGUGAAGCCCUGGCGACAUGCAAGACACAGCUGGACGAGGACGAUCAGGGGAUAUGGCUGAUCGUCAACAACUUAUCUGUACUCCUCCAAGAUUUGGGGAGGUUUUCCGAGGCCGAACCUCUUCUUCGAGAAGCCUUGGAGAACAGAAGGGCUCUCCUGGGCGAGGAGGACCAGAAAGUCUUGACCAGUACCAACAAUUUGGCGGUGCUGUUGUACAUGCAGGGAAAGCUGGGCGAAGCUGAGCCCUUGUUUCGUCAGGCCAACAAGAUGUGCAAGGCUCUGUUGGGCGAAGUUCACCCCCAGACGCUCAGCAGCUACAACAACCUCGCUUGCAUCGUGGAGCAGCAGGGGAAAGUUAAAGAGGCAGAAUCGCUGUUCCGCGAAGCUUUGGGGAAGUGCCAGGCAAAACUUGGUGACGGUCAUCCCGCAACGUUGGACAGUGUGAACAAUCUGGGUUUGCUGCUUCUGAAAGAUCUGCAACAGCACGAGGAGGCUGAGUCCUUACUACGUGAGGCUCUUGGCAAGCGGCGAGAGCUUUUCGGCGAGGAUCAUCCGGAGGUCUUGAAGAGCAUCAACAAUUUGGCCGGCCUCCUUCAACAGCGAGGCCAUGCAGCCGAAGCAGAGUCACUGUUCCGGGAGGCCUUGGAGAAGUGCCGAGACAAGUACCCGGAGAACCAGCCCCAGCUGGUCACCAUGAUCCACAACCUGGCGAAGGUCGUGCAUGAGCAGAGCCGUGUGGUUGAGGCGGAGGCCUUGUACCAGGAGGCCUUGCAAAAGUGCAAAGGAGAACUCGGCGGAGACCAUGCGGAAACGUUGAGUCUCUUUCACGACCUCGCGCGGCUUCUGCAGGAGCAAGGCAAAGCUGCAGAGGCCGAGCCACUUUAUCGAAAGGCGCUUCAGAAGUGCCGGGAGAAAGGCGAGGAUCACCCACAGUUUCUGCCUUUCAUGAAUAACCUGGCAAAGUUUCUGCACGAGCAGGGGCGCUUGGAAGAAGCGGAGCGGCUCUUCCGUGAAGCCUUACGGAAGUGUCAGGAGACAUUGGGCCCGGACCACCAGGGCACGCUGGCAUGCUUCAACAAUUUGGCGUCACUGCUCCAGGAGCAGGGCAACACUGAGGAGGCUGAGGCGCUGUACAAGACGAGCCUGGAGCGGUGCCGGGUGAUGUUGGGCGAGGAUCAUCCUCAAACGCUGGCCUGCGCGCACAAUCUGGCAACGCUUCAGGCGAGAUGA
Molecule: messenger RNA, 2346 nt
Organism: Symbiodinium sp. CCMP2456
Lineage: Eukaryota; Dinophyceae; Suessiales; Symbiodiniaceae
Source: the annotation of a GenBank genome assembly